ACAUUAGGGAACAUAAGUUAAUUAUAAUAAAUACAAAAUCCUGAAAUGCAGUCUGUAAGAGGCUGUCGAAUCAGUUGACUGGGAAUCAUUUGGAAGAGAACGUCGAACUCGUUGGAAGUCUGUGCAGUAUAGGCACUGGGUUCAAAGCCAGCUUCGAAAAUGAUUCGUUUCGGAUUUUUAAUUUUAACCCUUUCGGUGUGCUGGGAAUUCGUGUCUACUCAGAAGCCGUGUGACGGAGUUCUGGGACAGCAGUUCCGGCCGGAUCCGACGGAUUGCAGGGUAUAUUACCUCUGUGGACAGGGCAAGGACUGGAGACUACAAUGCGGCCCAAACAUGAUAUGGAACCAGGAAAAAGGCGCAUGCGUGUUUAGCACUCCGAAAGACACAUGCACACAAAAUAUCAAGAACCCCCUGCCUCCCAAACCUCCACAAGGUGAUCCAAAUGCCAGAUCGCCUGGAAGCAGACAUUACUCACCCUUCAGUGAGUCAACAUGGCGACCUAAAUGUAGGCCAGGGUCCACUAAAAGGUUUCCUCAUCCCACACGUUGUGCGCAGUACUACGACUGUGGGGCUGACCCUAAAGAGGACUGGUGGGGGAAACACCUCCGAGAAUGUCGUUAUCCCACAGUUUAUGACACCAAAACUGGAAGUUGUGAAUAUUAUACCACCGUAAACUGCGGGAAACGGAAGAUGCCUCUAGAUCCUUGUGAUUAUCUCUCGAACGCCUGCAGAAAUGCUCAUUGCGCACCAUGCCACAUCCGUUAUGCCACCUGUACUGGUCUUCCUGACGGGAUCAACGUUUGGCGUGGACGUGAGAAAACCCCUUUCUAUGUGGUCUGUCAGAAAGAACGAGUAGCCUUCCACGGCCGAUGUAUAAAUACGGAGCCCGGAAAACGACAAGUAUAUGACGGAGAGUAUCACACCUGCGGUCGACCCAUUGACUUUGAAAUGGGAAUGGUUCAUCACAUGCAUAGAGGAGAAAUAGGGAAAAGUCAGAUUGUUGAACAAAUUCACCAUGCUAAGAGGGUACAACAAUCUCAGCAAUUUAAGGCUCCACAACACUCAAAGUCUCCCUCUAAUCCAGUCCAGAAAAACAAACAAAACAACACCAAUAACAACGCUGGUAAAAAACAAACACAACAAGGAAAUAAAAAACACAUCAAUCAACCUAAGAAAAAUCAAACUCCACAGCAAAAUGUAAAGGUACAGAACGCAAACAAUAAUCAACCUCAAAAUCAGCCAAAUACCCCGAAGCCUCAUAUAAAUCAACCUCAGCAAAAAGCAGCUUCAUCUCAAAAGAAGGCAGUACAGAAGCAACCCAACUCGCAUGCUCCACAUGUCAACCAGCCGAAAAUUCCUCCACCACAAGGCAACACACAAUCUCCAAGUAAAAAUACCAUCCAUCCCAACCAAGCACAACCUCAGACUCCAGGACAAAGUGCUCGGCAUGCAAAUAAGCCGCAAACACAAGCUCCCGUCCAAAACUCACCUCCUUCACGACAGCAGUAUCAAUCUCCUCCGCAAAGCCAAAAACCUCCCCAGCAUCCUCCCAACACCUUUAAGCCGUCCAGUCAACCACAACAGCAUAACCCACCACAACGCCCACUUCAAAACCAUGCUCCUCCAAACAACCAGCAUCCUUCUCAGCAGUAUAGUCAUCCAAACCGCCAACACAAUUCUCCCCAACCUCCGCCUCAAAAUUACGGCCCACCCAACAGAUCGCCACAACCUCAGUAUCCACAGCAUCAGAGGCCCGGUUCUAAUAUUGCAACUCAACCACAUGUGAAUCAACCUCCAGCUUCAACCCAGCAACAAGGUCCCCCUUACAGCCAUCCUCCAAAUCAGAAUAAAGUACCAGCUCAAACUCCAACUUCUCUACAAACAUUUAUAGGUGAAAUGCAAAAUAAGUUUAUGAAUCAACAACCAAAUGUUCCCCAACCACAUGUAUACCCAAAUCAUCCAAAUCAGCCUCUACAUAAUGCCCCAUCUCAGCAUCCCUCUGCAAACAACCCGCCUGUGCCAUAUCAACAAACAGUGAGAGCUAAACCAGGUAGACGUCCGCAAAGAACACAUAACACCCCACCUGUUCAACCAGUCCAGCCCUUACCAAGACAGCCCGUGGUUCAUCAACGCGCUCCCGUGGUUCACCAACCCCUUCCCGUGGUUCACCAACCAGCUCCAACAAGACAAGUUUCGUAUCCACAUCCGAAUCAACAGAGGCAGCCGUCUUAUCCUCAAGCGCCUCAAGUUAAACCCCUUCCACCUGUACCACAAAGACCACCAACUGUUCCAAGAAACCCAAGACCUCCACAAAAUGUGCGACGGACUGUUCAAAAUCCAAAUAUACCGAGAACAAGUCCAUAUCAUAAUUCACAACCAUCGUAUCCAAUCCCUAACAAAAACCAUAGCCCACCUCAACCGACACCAACUCAAUCACGGGCAUAUCCCCAACCUCUUCCGAGAGCACGAAACCAUGGACCACAACCGGUUCAACGACCCAGAAUUGGUCCGUAUCCCAAACCCCAACUUUACAAUGAACCAUCUACUACUCGUCAGGCAAUAGGACGAAAAAAUCUGUCUCGCCGAAGGCAUCCCAAACCGACAAACCAGGUAGGUAGGGCGUUUAGAAAUGAGCCCUUUAGGAGAGAGGUGGUGGUUUCAGACGCAAAGCGCGAAAAAAUAGUGGAUAUUAAAUCCAGUCAUGUUCCUGCGCAGCAAAGCAUACAUUCUAAGCCUGAAAGGGCGAUGGAACGCUAUUCUAGUCACAUUCUUGGAUUAAAUGAAAUAUUUAAGUCAAAUGGAAAUCAGCAAAGCAAAUCAGAAAAGCAAACUGCUAAAAGAACUGAAGAAACAUUCCGACAUUUGAACUAUCACAAACAACAGAAAGAAAGCAAUCAAAAACAAAACAAAAAUCAACAACAACAACCUCAACAGCAAUCGCAUCAUCCAAACCAACCAAAUUAUCAGCAACAACAUCAGCAACAACAACAACAGAACACUGUUCGCCAACAGAUACAAAAUCACCAAAGUCAGCCAUCUCAAAAACUAACACCGCAAAACGUGCAGAAUCAGCAAGUGCAACAGCAACAUAGUCAAAAUUCUCCAAAUCAAUUUCAGCAACCUCAAAGCAACAACCACGGCUUUCAGUUGCAAGCGAGCCAACUCUCAAAUAUAGCGCAACAUCAGCAGUUUCAGCAACAGGCGAUGCGGCAGAUUAUGAGAGUUAAUCCAACACCGCAAUUUAUUAAUCCCCGAUUUCAAACACAUCAAAACGCAGUAGGUAACAGUCAUUACUUGCAGCCCCCGACGCCUACUGUACUAAGCAAUUAUUUCCCAGCAAGCACAGCGAGAACAGCGGUACUGAAUAGCAGAUUUACAAUUCAAAGCGGUUUAGCGGCAUCUCGUCUUAGUCAGAGCGGCGGCCCCAAGUUCUCCAAUAGCUUAUCAAAUCCAUCCCAGUUCGCAAUGCCUAAUGUGGUCUGAGCGCAUGCGCUAUAGUUUACUACGCCAUCAAUGCGGCAUGGGCGCUUCUUUUCAAAACUUGGAUCACUUUCUUUUACAGGGUACGAAAAAGAGAAGGGUGCCCCCAAGACGUGUUCCAAAGCGAAGGGUAUAAUUUGAAGAGUAUAGCAAAAUUGGGUGGGGCAACUGAAAUGACAACAGCUCUUCGAGAGUAUGAUGAUUAGAAUACAUAAAAUGUGUUUGAAAAUGUGGAGGCAUUCUUACUGUGUUGUGUUCUGUCCUUGUUACAUUGAAACCAGUAUUAAUUUAUUUAUUGACGUGUUUGGUUGUUGACUAUAAAGAUAUUGAUUUGUUAAUGCUAGACUUUGUACAUUUAUUGAGUUAAACUGUUCGAGAGCCUUUAAGAAAUGGUUGUGUCGCAUGAAUACAUCGUAUCUUGAAAAAAAACCCAAGGCAGGUGUGAACUCAAAUACAUGACUUAGUAGACACAAAAUGGUCUUUCAAUAUAUAAUAUAUUUAUAUUAAAACAUGUCUGGUACACAAAAGUCAUGAAUCGAAACUUCACAUCUUAAAAUUGUUUUAACACGAUGUUUCACUUUUCAAUAUGAUUUUGAAAGAUCUUUCUUUUUGUAAUAAUUAAUUGUAUGACAAUCGUUUUUAUGAUUCUCUUUGCUUUUAAAGGUGGAGAAGUAAUAAAUGGUCUUUGUAAGA
Messenger RNA from Ostrea edulis (European flat oyster), 4173 nucleotides. RefSeq lists its product as uncharacterized. Lineage: Eukaryota; Metazoa; Mollusca; Bivalvia; Ostreida; Ostreidae. The coding region runs from base 160 to 3483 and encodes 1107 amino acids. Gene Ontology annotation, molecular function: chitin binding. The transcript is spliced from 3 exons. Gene Ontology annotation, cellular component: extracellular region. The record is from RefSeq and is a predicted model, not a curated record.